AUGGGUGCAAACACCUCGCUGCUCAAACUAUGCGGAGAGGUCUCCGAGUUCCUCGUGGACCUCUCUCCGACUUGUUCUACCGCCCCGCCGCGCUUUAUUCUGUAUCCUCCCGCACAGCGUCAAUUGGCGGUGUUGGCCGUGCCGGGCGCCGCGGAGUUCUCGGUCAAAUGUGUCCUGCCACCUGUCUCGUCGACAUCGGGCCCCGGCCAACAAAAUCCCAAGAUACACAUCCACUGCACGGCUUCUCACGACUCGGUCCUGUCCCGUGUCCCUGUUUCCGACCAGCCCGCUGUCGACCAGCAGCACCUUAGUUUCCGCGUUUCUCUGGAAACCAUCUUGGCCAAACCCGGUCUUCACACGGUCGAUGUCCAGGUGCAGGGCGUUUCACUUUUUACGCUGGCCGUUUGGGUGGACCAACAGCCACCGCAGCGGGCAGAAGGCACACGCUCGCCGGCUUCCACGCUGCCGUCCCGCUCUCCUUCCGCCACUUCUUCCAUUUCAGUAUCCAAUUCUCCUUCUCCAGGGAGCCAGCCGUCGUUGCAAUACCCUUUCCAGUCAGACGGCCCCCAAUUUCGCAGUUUCAUUUCCCACUGCGAAAACCUGAUCCCUACUAUUCGCCAAUCGCUCAAGUAUACCCAAGAAAAAUCUGUAAAAGUCGCAGAUUUCAUUUCUACCACCAGGACAGAAAUAGCUGGUCUAAUAUCCUGUGUCAUGGAACUUGACACUUUGUCGCAAACGUUACCGCACCAAUUCCACAACGUGCUUACCGCCUUGGUCUCCGCGUUGCGCACACAACUAGAAUCAUUUUCCCAUUUGCAAUCAAACCUGCAGCAGUACAUUAGCUCUUCUAUCACAGAUUAUCUUCACUUUCUCGACCCUAAGGUCCUCUCCACGCGUCGAAAACAAUACCACGAUCAAGCUAAGCUAUUUUACUCGUAUAUGGGUAAAAAUCUAUCAAAAGCUGACUCCACCAAGCUAGCAAAGAAAGUGCAAUUUGAGUUACAAAGGUUUGAUUAUUUUGUUUACCUUACAGAGCUGAUUGACGGUAGUCACGCGCGACAGUUCCUUUACGAGUUGUCUCAGUUUGCUAAUGUUGCCAGUAACAUGGACCUGAGUGCUCUUGUUAAGCAGACUCUAGUCUACCAGAAGAACCACAAAUCGUCCAAAAAAAAUCUCAAUUCCAUCAGGGCUCGAAUUUCCAAUUCCAAGAGCUUCUCAAACUUUUCAAAUCAAGUGACCGCCACCACGCACAGGGUUCACAGAGAGGGUAUUUUGUGGACAUAUAAGGGGCACGGUAAAUCUUCUGGCUGGCACAAGCAGUGGGUGGUGCUUAAAGGCUCCAUACUUUCGGAAUAUUCGGAUUGGAAGACUCAGGGAAAAAAGUUAUCGCAUUCCCCUCUGAAACUGACAUUUGCGUGCAUUAGAAGGCAAGACUCCGGGAAUGACACAGGGUUUGAAAUCAUCACGACAGGUGGCACAACACGUGCAUUCAGGGCAGAAAGUAAAAGUGAGUUAGAUCAAUGGUUGCAAGCCCUGCAAAUCGCCGUUGGGACCGAAUCAAACCCUGUCGAUGAUGAGCCCUCUUCUGCUUCGAGUAAUAAGACGAACGCUGCCGAGGUCGUUUUUAGCGUCGACAAGUCCAACUCCACGUGCUGCGACUGCGGUGCCACUAGUCAGGUCGAGUGGAUCAGCAUAAACUUGUUGUGUGUCGUUUGCAUUAAUUGUUCGGCAGCCCAUAGAUCCCUUGGUGCGCACGUUUCCAAAAUUCGAUCUCUAAAAUUGGACUCUUUCACUUCCAAUGAGGUCCUUGAACUAAUGAAGUUCGUUUGCAACAACAAUGUGAACUCCAUCUAUGAAGCUGAAUUACCUGAGAAACUACUGGAACCUCUAUCUUCAAAUGACUUACGUGCUACAUUCAUCACCGACAAGUAUGGCAAGAAAAAAUAUGUGACUCCUCUCGAGGAAAAAGACACUGAAGGAAUCCAAAAGCGCUUAACCCACAACCUCAUUAAAUCCAUACACUUGAACAGCAUUUACCUCUUACAGCAAUGUAUCGCCCAAGGUGUAGAUCUCAACCAAACUCCCCUUGAGCAGGGAGAAGGUGUUUUCCAAUACUCUUUGAAACAUUAUGAAGGUACGCGAACACAUCCAGUUUUCUUCAUCACUGAGUUUUUAUUGCUAAACGGUCUGCAGGUGAAAGGGUUGCCCCAAGAUCCCUCUACUUUAACAAAACCAGAACUGGAGUACUGGGACGCAAAAGCAGAAACAAAUGGGGUGUAUAAUUUAGGAGCAAUCAGCAGAAGCGCUACCAUCAGCAAUGUGAAACGUCCCGAAUUGACCCAUAUAGACACAUCUGGGGUUCAUAAACUUUCUCAAAAAUCCUCAUCCACCCCAGAGCGCUCGGAGAAUAGCUCCAAGCGUUGGAGCAUCGGAGGACCAAUGCCAUCAUCGACCUCAGCAUCAAAUAUCACUGCGAACUCAAAAAAUCGAGGGAUUCGAUUCCCGAAAGUUCAUGGAGGAAAGACAUAG
Lachancea dasiensis is the source of this 2529-nucleotide messenger RNA. Lineage: Eukaryota; Fungi; Ascomycota; Saccharomycetes; Saccharomycetales; Saccharomycetaceae. The record is from the annotation of a GenBank genome assembly.